Molecule: messenger RNA, 585 nt
Organism: Leptopilina heterotoma
Lineage: Eukaryota; Metazoa; Arthropoda; Insecta; Hymenoptera; Figitidae
Exons: 3
Coding region: 1-471 (156 amino acids)
Source: RefSeq, a predicted model, not a curated record
AUGCUAGUCGAGCUACAGUACCGUCCGAAAUUGUCAAGGGACAUCCCAAACGACAGUCGUGAAGAGCAGUCCAGUCAAUUUAAUGGGGGAGCCAAUCCAAGUAGCAGCUUAAGGAAGACCAGCCAUGCUAGUCGAGCUAGAGGGACAUCCCAAACGACAGUCGUGAAGAGCAGUCCAGUCGACCUAAUUAAGGGAAGCAAUCGAAAUAGCAGCUUCCGGGAGAACAGCUUCAGUGACACUUUCAGGGAGGGCAGUCCAAUUGAUAGUUCCAGAGAGAGCAGUCCAAUUGCUGUUGGUAAUCCUAACGAGGGAUUAAGAGAGGCAAAUUCUGAAAACACUAUCGCAGGAGAAAUUCUGAAAAGUUUUCCAACAACCACGGAAACUGCGAUUGAAGGAGUUAUUGCGGAUUGUUUCAAGAGGACUGGAGAUCGAAUUAAACGAAACAUUUCAAAAGUUGGACGUGCUUAUUAACUAGACUAAACAGCUUUAAUUGCGUUUUAUUUUGAUCUUAAUAAAAAAAAUCAAAAUUUUGUAGUAAGAGAAAUACUAUUUUAAUAAAUAAAAUGUCCCUGAAAUUUAAACCCA